GACACACUUUGACAGAUUAUCGCUGUUUUUAUCGUAUUUUCGAUCACUGGUUUUUAAAGGUCUAAAUUUAAAAAUUAAAGUUGUAACGUCUUCGUGUUUUAUUCCAUAUUUAAUUAUGAGAAAAGGCAUUUAAAAUGUCCUUCGAUGUAGUGAAAUCUAUAGAAUUCUUCCAACCGCCUUUUCAACAACUACCGCAAGAAGUUUUAGACGACGAUGCAUUUGAAGAUUUACCAAUACUAGGAGGUAUUUUGUCCGAUUUAAAACACGCAUGGCAAGCAAAAGGUUCGUGUUUAGAAAUCAGGAAUAUUCUAACAGGCCGAAAAAUAGGAUCAUGGAUAUUUGGUGGAAUAUUAAAAGAUUCAAAUACAAGAAUUGUUGCAGUCGAUGAAGUUAAAAGGUCUCAAGGACGGUUGUCCCUUUUAGUUGUUGGAUUAGAAUGUACUAUUAGUGGAGGUCUUAUUUGUAUUUUUGAUAUUUUCGGAUCAAAAGUUUUAAGAGUUAUCCAAGUAAAGAAACAGAUCACAAGUCUUCAUGUCAUUCAUUCAGAAGACCCAGUUUUAUCAGGACCAAGUCCAUUGAAAUAUUUUGAUGGUGUAAUUGCUAUUGGCACAUUGGGGGGAAAUGUAUUUUUAUUGGAUAUGUGCCAACAGAUAUGUGAAAAUGCUUUAUGUAAUGAUAAUAUUGCUACUAUAAGGGAUGAGUUAAAUCCUUGUCAGAUGACCAUUCUAAGACAUGAUAAAAUAGGAAGUAUAAAGAAAUAUGUAGAACAUGCUGUUGAAAAUGAUGACCAUUUAGCUGUACCUUUAAAUGUUGUAAUAAACCCGUCAACUGAACAUUUUACAUUGAAAGGAGAGAAGGGAGAAGAUAGAGUACAUGUUGACAGUAGUGAAGCUCAAGUAAGUUCACUAUUUUAUUCACCUCAACUGGCUUCACUCUUAAUUGGAUAUAAUUUUGGUGCUUUUCAAUUAUGGGAUUUGAGAACUUUGGAUCUUAUUUAUACUUCUCCUGUAUGCGAAGACCACAUUCCUGUGACACAUUUUACAGUUCAGGAACCUGCAGAUGAUCCAAAAGCCUAUUGUUAUAUAUGGGUUUCGUACAGCCAUGAUAUUCUGUUUCAUUCGGGGCUUCCAUUUGCAGUGAUGUAUUCAUUUUAUUACGAUACAAAGAAGUAUUUAAGUGAUUAUGGUUAUUUGUAUGAUGACUUUCAACAUUGUUCUAUAAGGUUUCAAUUAGAAUUAGGAGAAGCAGGAAUGCCAACUUAUAAGUCACGAAUCAAAGGUGGUAGUUGUAUGGGCAUUCAUUCGUUGACUAAGAAUCCUAUUAACAAAGAUCUGAAUUCUUUAUCUUUAUGCUUGAUAUCUUGGUUUGUGUGGAAUACUAAUAGAGAAAUUUGUACCUUUAUCUUACUAUUUGAUUUGAAUCAAUGGUACAAGGAGCAGAUGCCUAAUUCACCAAACUGGUUGGAAUGCUCAAACUACCUAAUAAAGCAAACUAUUGAAAGUAAAUUUCUUGAUAUAAGACUAGAUCCGAAAUCAUUAGAUCAGUUUAUUGGAGUUCAGAGAUUAGAGGAACAUUUUUGCCCAACAGCACUUACUUUUGAUUUGUGGUGUUUGUCUGAGAAUGAAGUAUCAAAGGUGCUUAAUAAAGGGCUACAAAAAUCUUUCAUAGAUGAUAUUCAAAAAGAAGGACCCUUAAUCUUACUUAAACCAGAUGAUAUUUUUGGGCAAGUAAUUUCUUUAGGACUCACGCCGUUAUUUUGUGAAAUGACUUCAAGUCUUUGUGAAGAUAUGGAAUACCAACGUGAAGUUUUACUAAGUGUAGCAUUGGAGCAAAGACUAAUAGGCUGGCUUUGCGAAUGCAGUUUUAAAUUGUCUACAAAUUCGUUUUCUUCUUCCGGUCUGAGCUUGUUCAAUUUGACAGAGUGGGCGUUUCAGCGAGCGCUGACACUCAAGAACGCCUGCGACAGUUACUGCAUCUCUCUGUUUGAUCAUUCCGGCUCUAAGCUCGAUAACAACAUAAUAGCGAUACUGAACAGCAGUGUCAGCCAGAUAAAGGAUCUUUGUACUUUGUACAAUCAUAUUAUUGUGAAUCUUAGGCGAUUUGUGUCAGAAACGGAACAUUUAGCGGCUGAACAGUAUUCUCUAAAAAAUGUAGUGAAUUAUUUCGAGGUGCUUCUGUGGAUGGUUAAUAUUGGUUUACUGCCCGAGUGCAAUCCCGAAAAAGUACAUUAUUUGGAUAAUAAUUACUGGAGCGCGCCAUAUUUAGCUGAGAGUUUAACAGAAUAUUAUAACAAGAAACGAGCGCAUUUACAGUUGGUUUCGCAUGAUACUUUUGUGGAAAAAGAUUGCCUUUUGUAUAUAGACAAUUUAAUUAAUAAUAGUGGAUCAACAGUUUUGAGACAGCAAUGGCAAGAAGAUGGGGGCGGUGGACUAUACCCCGCCCCCUCAUUGCAAUCAGUUUUAAGAACUUAUUUAUUAGAAGGGCCAGACAUUUUAUUUAAACACUCCUUGGUCACAUAUACCUUGUUAGAUAUUGCCACUACAGUGGAUGAGAAUAAUAAGAUUGUGAAAUUACUUUUAAAGUUUCCACAAAUUUUCGACUUAACUCAGAGCAAUAUUAAAAUUAUCCAAGCUUUUUGGCACUUAGAUCAUGACGAUUACGAAACAGCUUUAGAAUAUAUCUUAGAUCCUUGUGUGUUGGCUGAAGAUCUUCAUAAAUGGCACCAUUCUGUAAUGAUUAGGUCUCUUCUAAUGCAAGAACAAUUCAAUUUGGCUCUUGUAUAUUUGCAAAUUAGAAAACCUUCCAUUCAGGAUGAAAAGGAUCUCUUUACCGUUGUUAGUCUUCUUGUAUCAAAAAACAUGCUUGACGAAGCCUUCAAGUUUAGACAGCAACAUCAAAUCAUAAACGAACACGCCUUACUAAAGCACAUUUUCAGCGAGUGCAACAAAUCAGAAUUGCUUCAUUCGAUUUUGUAUAGAUGUCUCAAUAAUGAAGAGGAAAAAGCUUUCUUUAGAUAUCUUCAGAGUACAAAAAGUUCCAGAUGCGAAGAUCUUAAGGUGUUUUAUUUUAUACUGAGAUCUAGAUUUCUUGAAGCUUUUGAUAGUUAUUCGUCAACGAAAAGAACAAAGCCUGAAAACCAAGGUUUAAUAGGUCAGAAAGAUGCCUCCACAGCCGAUAAUGUUAUUAAAAUGUUUAAAACGCUUUUACCCGAUGUAAACAGGAAUUUAGUUGAACUGGUACGUAAAGAAAGAACAAAUCUAUGGAAAGAAGUGAGCAAACCUACACCUCUAUCCGUGUUUGUGCAUAAUACAAAUGACCAAGUGCAUUACAAGUCCAGUAUUAUUUUUGCAUCUCUGGCAAAGGCAAAGCAAACUUUUAACCAUUCUGUAGUAAAUAACGAUGUUAAAACAGAAGAAACACCAUUCUUGAGAACUCCUACGGUGUUUAAGAGCGUUUCUAAAAAGGAAACGCCUUUAGUUCAAUUUAGGGUGAUUGAACAAAACGAAGAUCAAGACGAAUACUGUCCCUCGCCUUGCAAAAAACUCAAAUUGUCUCCUAGGGCCUCUAAAAGGAGUCCUACAAAGUCAUUUUCAACUAGUUUUCAUUCAAAACUGAGUACUCCAAUAGUAAAAAGGAAGAAGUUUUCUAUUGAACCAAAAGAUUCAAGUAGUACAAGUUUCCCUCAAAGUAUAUUGAAAAAUAGUUCCAAAUCUGUGCUGGAUGAUUCUAUAUUCAAUGAAACGACUUCGACAAAUAUUUCAGCACAGAUACAGUGUGAAAAUUCAUUUAGGCGGUCAAAAUUAGCAUUGAUGCCUAGAGAAUCUAUAUCUAAGACUCCACAAAAAUCUCAUGUUAAGUUUGAAGACUUAAGAUAUUCAAGUUCUGCCAAUACAAGUACUAUCAGUAACACUACUUUAGCUUCCUCUGCAAAUUCAAGUAAAAGGCUUUCCGAUAACACUGCGAGUACUAAUGAUGAUGACAUAUUUUUGUCACCUGAAAAUAGUUUUGAAAUCAACAACGACAAAAGCUUUAAAAUCCCAGAACCUGUUCAAGAAAGAUCUAAGAAAUCGUUAACUCCAGUUAAGGAAAAGCUAAGUUUUGAUGAAGCAUCGCCACAUACAAGUCCUAAGCCUAAGAAAUCCGAUGACAGUGUUGAGAGUUAUCUAAAGUUAGCAGAAAAUGACCUGUCAUCUAACAGGUUUACUUUCCAAAGUCCACGGUCAAGAAGAAGUUAUAAAAGGUCAUUUAGUGGAAGUCCAGUACCGGUUCGUUCAAGCCCACGAUUAGCGAAAAAAUCCAACGUCUUAGAUCAGGAAGAUUCAGAUUCUGAAUCCAGUUUACCUGCGUCUCCAGUAAAAUCAUCAUUACCUGUUGCCUCAGAAAAAUUAAAAGGACGUCGUUCCCUGUCCAGAGCGGUUUUAGAAAAUAACGCUUUUUCUGCAUUACAAUCACUACAAGAUGAAAAUAAAUUUAAAGACAAAUCAUAUAUUUGUUCCACUUCAAGUCUGAAUGAUACAGACAUAGGCCACAGCUCAAAUGAUUUCACUUCAAGUCUGAAUGAUACAGACAUAGGCCACAGCUCAAAUGAUUCAAUUGACAUAUUUUUAGAAAAAUAUGGAUCGACUUUAAAUGCUGAUAAUUCAUUAAAUGAAAGUAGUAUUUUGACUAAAAAACACGGCGAAAUAAUUUCUAAAAUUACAGAAUCCAGAAGUAGUGAAAUUCGAAAGGAGACUACUAUUUCAAAUCUAACAAAAGAAAUAAUAUCGACUAAAGAAUUUAAACAAGAAGAAUAUUCUAAAAAAACUGAAGAAUUUAGUGAUGCAUCUCAUAAAUUAGAUUUUCUGGAGUCUAAUAAUAAGUCUCUUACAGAAAAAAAUUAUGAGGAAUUAGAUGUAGAAAUGGAAGAAGCUCAAGAUGACAAAACAGAAAUGUUACAGCAAGAUGAAGAUUUGCAUGAAAGGGAAAGUGUUGAACAAAAAGAAAUUACUAUAUACGAUGAUUUAUCAAGUGGUAGCGAAGAUGCUAGGGAAGCCAUUGAGAAAAUUAAAGCUAACACAAAUAAUAAAACUUAUACUGAUAUAUCUUUCUCAAAAAGUGAAAGUUUCCAAGUUGAUAGAGAGAAACAUAUAGAUAUCUCCGUAGCAUCUCAUGGAAAUGUAACUCCUGAAGCUGAUAAAGCAUUUGUGAAUUUCGACAAUGACGUGAUAGAAAUAGGUUCUAGUAGUGAAGAUGAAAAAUAUUCUGAUAGUGUGAAAAAUAUGUAUUCCUCCUCUAACAGCUCAAGUAGUUAUUCUUCCAGCGACAGUAGCAGGAAUUCUGUUGAUAAUAUCCUUGAAAAGUAUAUGAAUAAUGAAGGAGAAAAAGAAGAAGAAAUAUCCAAGGGUACUAGCAAUGAAGGCCAAAGCAGUGAUAAUGAUGAUAAUGUAUUUACUGAUGAAAAAUACUAUGUUAAUUCUGACGACAAUCAAGAAGAACAACUAGUUAGUUCGAAAGAAGAUGUGGAACAAGAUAUUAGAGAGGCUGAUGUAGCUGUCAAAAGUUUAGUGGAAGAAAAUGUCAGUGUAGUAUCUGACAAUGCAGAAAAAGAUGAUCUUCAUUCAAAUGUGCAUGUAACUGAAAAAUAUCAAACUAAUACAAAAUUACAUGAAGAUAGUAUUAAAGCUACUAAAGAGCAUACUAAAGCAAAUAGUGAUUGUGAAGAAAAUGAAAUGGAUACGUUAGUAUUACUAGAUGAUACAGUUGAAAAAACAAAUGUUGAUAAUAAUUGUGCAGAGCAUGACAUGGAAGAUAAAAGUAUAUCAGCUAUUUCUGAGAAAUUGCCAGCAGAAGAAGUGCUUGAAGAUCAAAAAAAUACUAUUGAUCAAAGUAUGCAAACUACUAUGGUAUACAAACUUAAUAAUGAACAAGAUUUAAAUGAAAUUAAAGAUGAUUCUCUAGAAGAGGAGGUAUUUGAUGAUCAAAAAAAUACUAAUAAUCAAAGUAUCCAAACUACUCUAGUAUGUAAAGUAGAUGAUGAACAACAUCCAGAGGGUGAAGAUUCAAAAGAAGGGAAUGAAGAAUUUGAAACUCAGAAUAAAAGCUUACAAUGCACCAUAGCAGUUAGAGAUAACAUGCAAAACGAAGAUGGAACACCUUUUGCGUUAAGGACUGUAAAAAAGACCUAUUCACUGAGAGAUAAAGGUUCAACAAAAAAUCUCCAAACGGAAGAAAGUACAGAGCAAGAUAUUCCAUCCACUGAUGGAACCCCUCUGGUAUUGAAAUCAGUUAAAAAAACAUAUUCAAGAGAUUCAAAUUUAGACGCAACACCUAAACUGGCAGUUAGUUUAAUCAAAAGAACAUAUUCCAAAAAAUCUUUAAUGGAUCAAGGUGAGGCUGCAGAAUUUGAAACCAAAGAUCAAAGUAAAAGUAGUCAUGAUGAAAGUGAAUUAGCUAAUCAAGAGAGGCCAGCUGUAACAAGUUCUGCCAGCGUCCUUACGGAAUUUCCUAGUAGCAGUACUGAAUAUAAAAAAUCAGAAAGUCAGGAAACAGGAGGAAAAUCAGUGGGUGACUCGACGGUUACUAGUUCGCAAAGUUCUUUACACUCUGAUUCAUCCCAAACUAGUUCUAGAAGAAUAACUAGAAGAAUGUCACAGCUUAAUGAAAGUCAGUUGGAUUCUACCAUUGGCGGCGACCUGGAAGAUAAAACUGUCAAGUCAGACAUAAUGGAAACUGCCGUUGACGUGUCCAAGGUUCCAGCUGAAACUGGCGAGAAUAAUGAGGCUGAAACUGAUAAAGCAGGUCCCUCAAAUGUUACAAAACCAUCUCAGUCCAAAAUCCGAUUAAGAAGAACCCCAAAACCUAAAGUUGGCAGUGCUUCUUUACCUAAGAACGUCGAAACAAGUUGUGAUAGUACCCCGAAUCCCAAAAAAAGAUCAAGAAGUGCCAGUGUAGAUCAGCCGCCAGUUUCAUCCAAUAGAAAGAGAAAAACUAGAAGUAAAAGUAUUGAUCUAGACGAGAUUGUUCAAGAAGAAAGCACAGCGCCCGGUCUCAAAGUAUUGCUAACUCCAAUACCUGAAAUUCCGGGUCCGUCCACUGAAAAUGAAGAAACCCAGGAAGAUAAGAAAUACAGAAAUAAAGCUUCUAGUGAUGUAGGUGCUUACACUACUUCAAGAAGACUGACAAGAAAGCAAGCCAGCAUGUUAAAAUCAAUUGGUACUGUGGAGAAACAUAUAGAAAAAUUACCUAAUUUGGAAGAAAUCGAUCCCAUAAUUUUAAUGGAUAAGCCUAAUUUUGAAGGUCAAGCUGACUUAUCAGAAGCUCAGGUAUAUGAACCCAGCGUUUCAUCAGUUGGUUCAGACCUUCCAAGACAUACGCGAUCAGCUUCUGUAGCGUCGGACAUUCAUGCACCAUCAACACCAAAGAAAAAGCCAAAAUCCCCGAAAAGCUCUUUAGAAUCGACUAUAACAAAUAUAAAAUCAAGAUUAAGGAGGCAGUCGACUGAUACAGCGUCUGUAGGAUCUGAACAGUCUGAUUCACCAAGCCCAUCAAAGAGAGGGAAGAAAACAGAAAAAGCAUCAAUGAAAGAUGAAGAACAAUCGAAAAAAGUAGCGGCAAAAAGAGGAAGGUCUAGAUCUAGUUCAGUGUCUUCAGUUAAAUCUCAUAGGUCUGAUAAAACUGACGGCUCAGCGAAGGGAAGGAGUAGAAGAAUUCAGUCUGCAAAAAGCGAAUUACCAGAAAUACAGGAAGAGAAAUCUUCGGUGGAGGAUGACUCCGAAAAGAAAAAGACAAGAAAAAGGAAACAUUAAAAAUUUGUUAAUAUAUAUGUUGUGAAAUUAUAAAUUUUUGAAUACUGUAAAGGGUUAAAACUAAUAUAAUUUUUUAGUGAUUAA
Molecule: messenger RNA, 7868 nt
Organism: Sitophilus oryzae (rice weevil)
Lineage: Eukaryota; Metazoa; Arthropoda; Insecta; Coleoptera; Curculionidae
Gene: Elys
Product: protein ELYS
Exons: 23
Coding region: 135-7784 (2549 amino acids)
Molecular function (GO): protein binding
Source: RefSeq, a predicted model, not a curated record